This is a messenger RNA of Esox lucius (northern pike), 4952 nucleotides long. RefSeq names its product sodium-dependent phosphate transport protein 2A. NCBI's taxonomy places the organism in Eukaryota, Metazoa, Chordata, Actinopteri, Esociformes, Esocidae. The transcript has 14 exons. Gene Ontology annotation, biological process: sodium-dependent phosphate transport; intracellular phosphate ion homeostasis. Gene Ontology annotation, cellular component: apical plasma membrane; vesicle; brush border. The record is from RefSeq and is a predicted model, not a curated record. Gene Ontology annotation, molecular function: sodium:phosphate symporter activity. Bases 84 to 2141 code for a protein of 685 amino acids.
UUCCUCAUGAAGAGUACCUCAUUUGGGAGUAUACACUUCAUCAAUGGGACAAUAACGCAAAGGACCAGCUAAGUGAAGUCAUCAUGUCUUCUCGUCCAAUCACAAUACUUUUAUCCAGUGGGGGACCAAUAACCAACUACAACGGGGUUAAGACCCAUGACACCGCCCCUUGCCUCCGUCCCAAGCACCUCAAGGAUGAGGACAUGGAGUCAGGCCUCGGAUCCACUGUAGACCUCAUCUCAAGCUGGGAGGGGUACAGCCAGGGGGACCACCCACCCUCACCCACCUCCUCCAAAGUCAGGGAGGGGAAAAGCCCCCCCAAAGAGCAAGCCAACACCUCUGACAUGGAGGUCAUACCCAACAAGGGGAGAGUACUCUUCAUCAACCUCUCCAAGAUCCCUCUCCUCCUCCUCCUCCUCUUCUUUUUCGUCUGUUCUUUAGACACACUGAGUUCAGCAUUCCAGCUGGCUGGGGGGAAGGUAGCGGGAGACAUUUUCAAGGACAACGUGGUGCUGUCUAACCCGGUAGCAGGGCUGGUGGUGGGCAUACUGGUCACGGUACUGGUCCAGAGUUCCUCCACAUCCACCUCCAUUAUCGUCAGCCUGGUGUCCUCUGGGUUGCUGGAGGUGCGGUCCGCUGUCCCCAUAAUCAUGGGGUCCAACAUUGGGACGUCGGUCACCAACACCAUUGUUGCCCUGAUGCAAGCAGGGGAGAGGAAUGAAUUUAAACGGGCGUUUGCUGGGGCCACCAUUCACGACUGUUUCAACUGGCUGUCUGUGCUGGUGCUGCUGCCCCUGGAGGUGGCCACUGGGCUGAUGACCCGGCUGGCCAAGGUCAUAGUCUCCAGCUUCAACAUCCAGAGUGGAGAGGAUGCACCCGAGCUUCUGAAGGUCAUCACUGAACCAGUCACCAAACUUAUCAUACAGCUGGAUAAGCGUGUGAUCACCAGCAUUGCAAUGGGCGAUGAGAGCAUGCGGAACAGAAGCCUGGUGAAACACUGGUGCCACUCCGACUUAGUUACGUCCUCUGGGAAUGUCAGCAUUAUUGGUCCAGUGAACUGUAGCUCCACCCACCCAUGCUGGCAGGAAGGUGACAUCACAUGGACCACUCAGAAUCUCACCUCAGAAAUCAACUUCCAGAAAUGCAGGCAUUUGUUUGUAGAUGCCCAUCUGUCUGACCUGACUGUGGGGCUGAUCCUCCUUGCUGGCUCCCUUGCCUUGCUCUGUACCUGCCUGGUGCUCCUGGUCAAGCUGCUCAACUCUCUCCUCCAAGGUCAAGUGGCAAAGGUUAUCCAGAAGGUCAUCAACACAGACUUGCCAUAUCCAUUUGGCUGGCUGGCGGGCUAUCUGGCCAUGUUUGUGGGAGCAGGGAUGACCUUCGUAGUCCAGAGUAGCUCUGUCUUCACCUCCGCCCUGACACCACUUAUAGGUAUUGGCGUGAUCAGCCUGGAGAGGGCCUACCCUCUGACACUGGGUUCCAACAUAGGCACUACAACCACAGCCCUUUUGGCAGCUCUGGCCAGCCCUGGGGACAAACUGGAGGCAGCCAUACAGAUUGCUCUGUGUCACUUCUUCUUCAACAUCCUGGGAAUUCUGCUGUGGUACCCCAUUCCUGUGACCCGUCUCCCAGUCCGCAUGGCUCGGGCCUUGGGUGAACGCACCUCUAAGUACCGCUGGUUUGCCGUUCUCUACCUCCUCGUUUGCUUCCUGCUUCUCCCCUCCCUGGUCCUAGGCCUCUCAUUGGCUGGCUGGAGGGUGAUGUUGGGUGUGGGAGCACCGUUUGUUGGGGUGACUGUUUUCAUUGCCAUGGUGAACCUGUUGCAGGCCCACAGUCCAGGACAUCUGCCUACCCGUCUCCAGAGUUGGGACUUCCUUCCCCGCUGGAUGCGUUCCCUUAAACCCCUCGACAGGGUCAUCACCAAGGCAACCAGCUGCUGCAGCCCAGGCCAUGCAACCGGAGAUGACCAGGCGGCGCCCAUCACCGCGGUAACAAGCCCUCCUGACACGCAGACGGUGACGGCCCAGAGGAAGGCCGAGCUGGCGUAUGAUAAUCCUGUCCUACAGUACUUGGACGAGACUAAGCCAGGUGUAACUGUAUUUAAACUGAAGGGUCUUGAGAGGUGCAACAGCACACCUCUCUAGUGGAGUGGCCUGACAGGGUCUUAUGUUCCACUGGUGGUCUCCAAAACGCUGAUUGCUAACUUUUGUUUGCUGGCCAAAGAUUUCUGAAAGUUCAUGCAAUUUCAUGUGUUCCACUGCAAACGGUCAUAAUCUUCUUAAACAUGAAUGAUAAGGUCAAUGCUAAAAAUAACCCUGUUUAUAUAGACUCAGGAGUGCACUGCUCUGGCCUCUGAUGGGCCACAGAGCUCUGGUCUCCAGGGGCCACAGAAUGUUCUAGUCCUAUUAAUCUAGAAAUUAUUUCUGCCAGGCAGGUGUGUGGUCCAUGAUAAAAUGCAUCAAUUAAGUCCAGGGAGAUGCAAAGCCAAGCAAGAAAACGUACAGGACCAUGAAUCCCAUAGACCACAAAGCCUGUAGACCACGAAGCCCAUAGACCAUGAAACCCAUAGACCACAAAACCCCUAGACCACAAAGCCUGUAGACCAUGAAGCCCAUAGUUCCACAAAGCCAGUAGACUACAAAGCCCAUAGACCACAAAACCCCUAGACCACAAAGUCUGUAGACUACAAAGCCCAUAGACCACAAAACCUGUAGACUACAAAGCCCAUAGACCACCAACCCCUAGACCACAAAGCCUGUAGACUACAAAGCCCAUAGACCACAAAGCCUGUAUAUUAAAAAGCCCAUUGACCACAAAAUCCCUACACUACAAAGCCUGUAGACUACAAAGCCCAAAGACCACAAACCUCCUAGACCAAAAAGCCUGUAGACUACAAGACCAUACACCACAAAACCCCUAGACCACAAAGCCUGUAGACCACGAAGUCCCAAGACCACAAAGAUCCAAGACCACACAGGCCACCUAUGACGUUCAUCAUGUAAACACGAUACCCUGUUUUAUUUCAGCAUAAGGUCAAAAUUAAAGUCAGCAUACCCUGGUUUUCUGAGCUUUUUCAGAAAUUAUUAUACAUAUAAACUUCAGUCAGCGUUCUGGAAAUGUUAUCUGCAAGAGAGACUCCCUCUUAACUAGGAAUGAAGUAAGUUAGGAACACUUUUAUUCCGAUAUGAAUGUUCCACAUAUCCAUUAAAAAUCAAAAGGUAUUUAAAAAAAAAAAAAGUUUAAAGUUGAUUUUGAUUAAUGAUUUUACACUUCCUAUCAGGUAGGCUGAUGAUUAUUAGAAAUACAUUUAAUUUUGUUCAUUUCACAAAUUUUUGUCAAAACUUCCAUUAAUCUAUGAAACACAGUAUUGUCUGCCUGUAACAGUGCCCAUAGUUCUCUAAUCAAGGAGUGAUACCUGGAACACACCGAGUGUGAGCAAUUCAUUAUUAGAUCAAACACCAAGGGAACAGGAUCUGACCUUGUGGGGAAGGUCUGGAUUACAUCCAAAAGUGAGUAAUAAAUAUUGCUGCUUUUAUUAAAGGCCAUGUCUUAUUAACAUCUGCAGCUUUUACAGUGGAUGGUAAUCUCUGCAAACAUUGCCUUUAAAACCUGCAAUGCCAAUAACUUGCUUUGGAAAUGACUCCAGGCCAGAGUUGAAUACCCUUUCCCCUAGACUUUAGGGUCAAUGUGAUCAUGCUGAGAGUGUUAUUGGGAAAGGUGGUCACACAAAGCACACUCAAGUGUUUUGAAAGAUCAGAAGGGUAACUAGUUUAUGUUUUAUGUCAGGGGGUUUAGGUGUUUAUUUCUUGAGAAUGGUACUGACUCAAUAAGGUGCAAAUUACAUCAAACCUCUCUUCAAGUUGGUUCAAAAACUCAUCCACUGAGAGAAAAGAGUGAGUCAGAAAGAUUAAGGACAGGGCAGAAGUUUGCAAAGUUUCCUGAGUUAGAGGAAGAGACUUGACAUUUUGAGUGAUAGAAACUGGAUUUAGCAGGUAGAGAUUAAGACGAGGAGGGAGUGAAAAGAUGAUAGGUCAUCAGGAGGUUUUGUUUCCCUCCAUUUCCGCUCUGCUGCCAGCAGCCUUGUCCACUGAGCUUCCAACGAGUCACUUAGCCACGGAGCAGGAUUGAAGGGCCAAGCCAGUUGGGAGGAAAGGGGACAGUGAGAGUCAUUUGAUGUGGAGAGGUAGGAGAGUAGGGCCAAAGAGGCAGAAUCAGGAGACAAAUGGGAGCAGGUUUCGGCAGAUGGGAGAGAUGAAAGGAUAAAAAUGAGAGAGUAGAAACAGAGAGACAACAAAGAUCGUAAAGAUGCAUGGUUGUCUGUGUAGAGGCUGAGUGUUUAGGGUGAAGCUGAGAGGUGCCAAAGUAUUGAUCAGAUGCCUGGAGGGGAGUUACAGCAAGAUUAGUUGACAAACAGAAUCUAAGAUAAGGUCAAGUAGAUUGUCGGCCUUGGGAGUCAGGGUGUGGAAAUGGGUGAGGUGAAAAGUGUUAAGGAUUGGAAAGAACGAGGGAAGAUACUAUGAAGGAUAAUCAAACAAAGAUGUUGGACAUUUGAAGUCAGUCAGUAAUUUGAGUAGUAGGGAAAUUAGUUUAUUUAAAAUGUUAAGGUCCUUAAGGAGGUCUCACUUGAUAUUAAUAUAACAUUUUUCACUUGAGAUUAAUAGCACAGUGCCAUCACCAGGAGCAUGUGAAAAUACCCUGAGCAGCUGUGUCUUCUGUGUUUAUCCAUGUCUCUGUCAUGGCCAAAAAGGGACAGAAAGGACAGCAUAGGCUGAGAUGAACUGUGUGGACCAAGGACCUUAGAUUUGAGGGGUAAACUCAGAGCGGGGUGGAUCUGUUAAAACUGACAAGGCUACAAAAUGUGAAUAUAGAAACAGUUUAAACCAGACAAUAUUCUCAGAUAGGUGUUCAUAGAUUGUGUGUGAUCAUUCCUCAGGUCAAUAAAACCUUUGCAUACA